ACAUAUUAAAGCAAUUAUUUAAUAUUAUAUUUCUUAAAAAAAAACAUUUUUUGUUUAAAACAAUUCAAAAAUACCCGCCGUGAAAAUGACUUUUCACGCAUUUUCACGGUCCAGAAAUAAUGUUCAUCUGAUCGAAAUUUGAGUGAAAAUAAUAAUAAUGCCGAAAGUCGUUUCGAGAAGUAUUAUUUGUUCGGACACAAAGGAUCAAGAAGAAUAUAGUGAAGAAAAACCUUUACACAUUUAUUAUUGUCUUUGUGGGCAAAUGACAUUGAUUUUAGACUGUGCUUUAGAAAAGUUGCCUCUUCGCAAAAGAGAUGGUGCCAGGGUUAUUGACGGCAGUAAACACGCACAUAAAAUGACUUUCGAACAAGAUGAAGCCGUCUUUUUAAAACGUCCAGAAGGAAUCGAAAGACAGCACAGAUUAAAGUGCAAAAAAUGCGGUUUAUUACUUUACUACAAACACGAUCUCACUGCCAAUAUUGUAUUUAUCGUUAAAGGAUCAGUGAUUAAAAGUUCUGGAGAAGGUCCAAUGACUGAUAUUUACAACCAAGUGGCUGUCGAGAAACCGAAAAAAAUUAUGGUUACUAAACACACAAAAAAUAUGGGAAAAUUCAGUUCCGUAACAGUAUCAACAAUAGAUGAAGAGGAAGAUGAAAUUGAAGCUCGAGAAGUUGCUGAUUCAUACGCAAAUAACGCAAGGAUAAUCGAAAAACAACUUGAAAGGAAAGGUAUGAACAAGCGAAAAGCAAUGGCACCACCGGAAGCAAACCCAAAACGAACAAGACCAAGAGGAACAUUAUUAGAUAUGUAGUAAAUAAAAUUUUAAUUUGUGUGCAAGUUAUUAGUUAUAUUUAAAGAAGAUUAAUUAAUUAAAAGCUUUUAACCAAGAAUUACUUAACAAAAACAAAAGUAAAAAAAUAUUUAUUGUACAUAGAAAUAAAAUAAGGCAUUUUCCAGGCUUAUUUUA
Leptopilina boulardi is the source of this 967-nucleotide messenger RNA. RefSeq names its product STING ER exit protein. Bases 158 to 811 code for a protein of 217 amino acids. Lineage: Eukaryota; Metazoa; Arthropoda; Insecta; Hymenoptera; Figitidae. The record is from RefSeq and is a predicted model, not a curated record. The transcript has 5 exons.